UGGGGCCUGCCGGAAGUGGCGCAGCGGCAGGGAGGGGCUCUUCACCCAGUCCGGCAGUUGAAGCUCGGCGCUCGGGUUACCUCUGCAGCGACGCCCCCUGGUCCCACAGAUACCACUGCUGCUCCCGCCCUUUCGCUCCUCGGCCGCGCAAUGGGCACCCGCGACGACGAGUACGACUACCUCUUUAAAGUUGUCCUUAUUGGAGAUUCUGGUGUUGGAAAGAGUAAUCUCUUGUCUCGAUUUACUCGAAAUGAGUUUAAUCUGGAAAGCAAGAGCACCAUUGGAGUAGAGUUUGCAACAAGAAGCAUCCAGGUUGAUGGAAAAACAAUAAAGGCACAGAUAUGGGACACAGCAGGGCAAGAGCGAUACCGAGCUAUAACAUCGGCAUAUUAUCGUGGAGCUGUAGGUGCUUUAUUGGUUUAUGACAUUGCUAAACAUCUCACAUAUGAAAAUGUAGAGCGAUGGCUGAAAGAACUGAGAGAUCAUGCUGAUAGUAACAUUGUUAUCAUGCUUGUGGGCAAUAAGAGUGAUCUACGUCAUCUCAGGGCAGUUCCUACAGAUGAAGCAAGAGCUUUUGCAGAAAAGAAUGGUUUGUCAUUCAUUGAGACUUCGGCUCUAGACUCUACAAACGUAGAAGCUGCUUUUCAGACAAUUUUAACAGAGAUUUACCGCAUUGUUUCUCAGAAGCAAAUGUCAGACAGACGCGAAAAUGACAUGUCUCCAAGCAACAAUGUGGUUCCUAUUCAUGUUCCACCAACCACUGAAAACAAGCCAAAGGUGCAGUGCUGUCAGAACAUCUAAGGCAUUUCUGUUCUCCCCUAGAAGGCUGUGUAUAGUCCAUUUCCCAGGUCUGAGAUUUAAAUAUAUUUGUAAUUCUUGUGUCACUUUCGUGUUUUAUUACUUCAUACUUAUGAAUUUUUCCAUGUCCUAAGUCUUUUGAUUUUAGCUUUAUAAAAUCAUCCACUUGUCCCGAAUGACUGCAGCUUUUUUUCAUGCUAUGGCUUCACUAGCCUUAGUUUAAUAAACUGAAUGUUUGGAUUCCUCAAUUAUUGUUUACUUUUCAUCAUGGAAGCCUGUCACUGUAUGUAGGACAUAAUAGAACUUGAUCACUUGAAGCUCAGACCUAUUGGUCUUGAUCAAAUCAAACUAAGAAGACCUUAGAAAUAAGCUACCAUUUUGCCACAGAGCAGCUUAUAGGUAAUACACUCUUUCAGUGCAGUGUAUAUUUCCACAAAUCUAAGAAUUGCCCUAUAAACAUAGCAGGAUUUUGAGAGCUUGAAACUUUUCCAUUAUUCUGGACAUGAAUUUCUAAAAUGCCUUAAUAGGUUUAUGUAGUUGAGUAAAUUUUGUUUUUUAAUUUUUGUAAGCAUCAAAGUUGAUUAGAGAGGGGGGCACUUUUUCUGGAGAAUUCUCUCAGUAAACACAAAAGAUUGUUACGGUUUCAUUAGUAGUAUGGUUGUGGGGCCAUAAAUUAAACAGUGCUGCCUGGUAGGCUGGGAACUGAAGAGACUUGUGGAAUUCCAUCUCAGGUGCCUCUGUUGCAAUGAUCAGGCAGCCUAAAAGAUUUAAAUGAUCUAUAAUAAUUUCCAAGCAGUAGAUUAUGUGGCAUUUUAUUGCUCAGGCAAUAACUGGUUUAAUGCUGGUAGUGUCAAAUUUUGAAGUGUUAAUUUUGUCUUAGAACCUUCCAGUAAGUGAAAUACAACCUAGUUUUAUCACCAUAUCCACCAGCAGGCAUGGAUAAUUAUUUUAACAAUGCUAAUAUUUGAGUUUUGCAGUAUAUUAUGGAAUAUAGUCCAGUUAAAUCUUUGGUUUCAGUAUGUCUGAAGAAUACAGUGAGAGGUUAAUUUCUGCUCAAGUGGUACCACUUAAAGGCAUGUAUUCUUUUAGUAUGUAAAAUGAAAUAGUACCUUGAGUUUAAAUAGAAUGCAUUUAGGCAUUGUAGAGACCUGAAGUAGUUUUCUUCCCCUACAUUGUUGAAAUCAAUGAAGCAAUUAGUUUCUCAUUCAGAAAUGUGCACACUAAUAUUUAGUUUUGCUUUCUCGUGGAUAAUAUUAAGCACUUACUCUGCAGUUUCCUGGAAGUUGUGUCAACUGCAGUGAUACUAUUCAGGAUGGUGGGAAAUCCCCAAAAUUAUGUAUGUGUGGGCUUGCUUAGAUUGCUAUAUUUCACAGUUAAUCUUUUGUCUCUUGCGGUGCUCAUGAUGUGUGGGGCACACGGAAGGCAUUGCUGUAGUCAGUCAUUUUGGUUUUCUUCUAUAGCCAUUUUAUUUUAGUGUAUUGGUUAUGAAGAUAAUAUUAUCUAUUUGUAAAUUGCUACUUUGUAUUUUAUGCAUGCUCUGUAAUUUGAUUUUUUUUUUUUUAGUUAUUGAUUUGGAUUAUAUUCACAUUCUAAUAAACAGUUAUAGGGGGAUUAUUUCUUAUGCUGUCAGAUUACGUUUUUCCUUUGAGUGCUUUGAAUGCAGCCGUGGAAUCCUGAUGUAAAAGCAUAGGUUCUUGUAUUACUGAGUAAACAUUGAAUUGGGA
This is a messenger RNA of Nomascus leucogenys (northern white-cheeked gibbon), 2522 nucleotides long. RefSeq names its product RAB11A, member RAS oncogene family (gene RAB11A). Gene Ontology annotation, biological process: melanosome transport; exocytosis; neurotransmitter receptor transport, endosome to postsynaptic membrane. NCBI's taxonomy places the organism in Eukaryota, Metazoa, Chordata, Mammalia, Primates, Hylobatidae. Gene Ontology annotation, cellular component: postsynaptic recycling endosome; transport vesicle; axon. Gene Ontology annotation, molecular function: GTPase activity; GTP binding. The record is from RefSeq and is a predicted model, not a curated record.